Molecule: messenger RNA, 1158 nt
Organism: Topomyia yanbarensis
Lineage: Eukaryota; Metazoa; Arthropoda; Insecta; Diptera; Culicidae
Product: putative odorant receptor 83c
Exons: 5
Coding region: 1-1158 (385 amino acids)
Biological process (GO): sensory perception of smell; detection of chemical stimulus involved in sensory perception of smell
Cellular component (GO): plasma membrane
Molecular function (GO): olfactory receptor activity; odorant binding
Source: RefSeq, a predicted model, not a curated record
AUGGCGGACGUAGAAGCAUUUUACAGCAUCCGGGCGCCUCUUAUUACCUUAUCCAAAAUAAUCGGAGUUGGAGUUUGGAAUCGAGAGAGAACGUUAACACCGGCAUCAUACUAUCUAAUGGCCAAUAUGGUGGCUUACAAUGUGUGCACUGGUUACACUAUUCUGAAGCAUGCCUCAGAUCCAAUCGAAUUAAUGCAGUGCACUAUUAUUUUCGGUGUAGCUUCGCUGUUGAUUUUUAAGUUUUUCAUUUCGAUUUAUAAAAAGAAGGUUAUGAGCAAUCUCUUCGAUCUAACGGAAGAGAACGUGUAUCGCCGAUAUUCUGUAGGAAUCCCUGAAGAAAAGGCAAUAGUAGCGAAAACAUCUCGCUACUUAAGCAUCGUCUGGAAGUUGAUGUCAGCAUUGUACUUUUCCACAUUGUUUGUGUUUAGCACAUGGCCAAUUUACGUUUACUAUACCGAAAAUCGGUUGGUCCCACUUUUCUCCUAUGAAAUACCUAUGGUUGAUACGAAUCAAGCAAUUGGAUAUGGGCUAACGAUGCUUUUCCAUGUUAACAUCUACUUGCUAGGCGUUUUCGGAGCUAUUAUUUCCGAUUACAUGUUCGUUUUUCUAGCGUUUCAUGCGCUUGCUUGUACAGAUUUGUUUAUCUUGCAUCUAGCGCAAUUGGAAACACUCUUAAAUGCUGAUUCACACGAGAAAGAUAAUAGUAAGAUAGCGGAGAACUGGCUUCUUUGCAUGCAGGAUCACCAAUUUGCAACUGAGUUUUACAACACCACUGAAGAUAUCUUCAGUUUUAUUUGCAUGGUGCAGGUAUUUACAUGUGUUUACACCAUAUGUGAUGCGAUGCUGCUGAUAACACUGAAUGAUUGGUACGCAGCAUACUGUUUUUUGCUUGUGGUAUUUGGAAAUAUGGCUAUUUAUUUCAUCCUAGGUAACUUUGUUGAACUUAAGUUAGACGAAAUGUAUGACAGUAUUACAGCCCUAUCGUGGAAUUUAUUGACUUUGUCGCAGCAAAAAGAGUAUCACUAUAUGUUGGCACGUUCGCAGCGACCAAUGAUGCUUACGAUUUUCGGAUUUGUGCCAAUGAAUUUUGAAAGCUACAUGUCGGUAUUGAGGAUGUUGUAUCAAUUUUUUGUUAUGGUAAUGCAAUAUAUGUCAUAA